Molecule: messenger RNA, 4402 nt
Organism: Parus major (Great Tit)
Lineage: Eukaryota; Metazoa; Chordata; Aves; Passeriformes; Paridae
Gene: TOLLIP
Product: toll interacting protein
Exons: 7
Coding region: 216-1061 (281 amino acids)
Biological process (GO): ubiquitin-dependent protein catabolic process
Cellular component (GO): cytoplasm
Molecular function (GO): ubiquitin conjugating enzyme binding; ubiquitin binding
Source: RefSeq, a predicted model, not a curated record
GGCUCCCCGCCCCUCCCGGUGCGCGCACAGGCGCAUGCGCAAAAGGGCGCCGCGGCGCUGCCCCGAGGCGGGGCCGGGCGGGUCAGGUGACGCGGGGCUCGUGCUGAGUGACGGGCGGCAGGACCGGGCUCGGGGUUGGGAGCGGCACCGGCGGCCUGGCGGGGCGGGAGGAGGAGGAAGAGGAAGGGUCUCGGCCGCGGCCCCGGCGAGGCGCCAUGGCGACCACCGUCACCACCCAGCGGGGCCCGGUAUUUGUUGGUGAGCUUCCUCAAGAUUUUCUUCGCAUUACCCCAACCCAGCAGCAACAGCAAAUCCAGCUGGAUGCCCAGGCAGCUCAGCAGCUACAGUAUGGAGGAGCAAUGGGUACAGUAGGAAGACUCAGUAUUACUGUAGUACAGGCCAAACUGGCAAAGAAUUACGGAAUGACGCGCAUGGAUCCGUAUUGUCGGAUACGGCUGGGAUACGCUGUGUAUGAAACUCCAACAGCACAUAAUGGAGCCAAGAACCCCCGCUGGAACAAAGUUAUUCAGUGCACUGUUCCCCCGGGUGUGGACUCCUUUUAUCUAGAGAUAUUUGAUGAGAGAGCCUUUUCAAUGGAUGACCGAAUUGCUUGGACACACAUUACAAUUCCCGAGUCUCUGAAACAAGGAAAUGUGGAGGAUGAAUGGUACAGCUUGAGUGGAAGGCAAGGUGAUGACAAGGAAGGAAUGAUUAAUCUGGUUAUGUCAUACACGUCUUUGCCAGCUGCCAUGAUGAUGCAGCCCCAGCCAGUGGUCCUGAUGCCCACUGUAUAUCAGCAAGGAGUUGGAUAUGUGCCUAUAGCAGGGCUUGAGUACUUUGCUCUGGGGAUGCCUGCAGUCUGUAAUCCAGGCAUGGUACCAGUGGCAAUACCACCUCCUGCUGUCAACCCUCAGCACCUGUGUAAUGAAGAGGACCUGAAAUCUAUCCAGGAUAUGUUUCCCAACAUGGACAGGGAAGUAAUCCGCUCAGUGUUAGAAGCUCAGAGGGGGAACAAGGAUGCAGCUAUCAACUCCUUACUUCAGAUGGCUGAAGAAUCAUAGAUGCCCGCUUCCUGCGUAGUCCCUGUCCUCGAUGCCACUUACUUUUACUUGCCAAGCCAGGGAUUUAGCUAGAGGAAGAAUUUCCCAACAGCUUUUUGUUAGUGCAUCGUGUGUGACAGAUUAUAUACCCCUUUUCUCCUUGGACAGUUGGAUCUUCUCUUUCUUUCUUUCUCUCUUUCUUUCUUUCUUUCUUUCUCAGUCUGUACAUACUCAGUUUAGCUUAUGUCCUAAAAUAGAGCAGUGAAGCAUCUUUACUGUCAGCUGUGCCCUCUGUGGCUGUAUUCUGAUGGGAUGGGGAAUAACGCUGCUUUGUUUCUUUUUUCUCCCCCUUUUCAUAAACUUGCUCUUACAAAGUAACUCUAUGCAGUACAGGAUUUACUAGUGUUUGUUAGAUUGGAAAAAAAAAUCUUUCUAUGGAAGGUUUGCUGUUUAAACACAGCUGAUUUAUUAAAAGUAUUUAGGUUUCAGCAAGCAGCCUAUUUUUUGCCAGAAGUUAAAGGAGAGACCCUGUCUUACCCUGUGGUGUGUAGUUAUUACUGUGAUACAGUCACACCUUUUAGAUGGAAAAUUCUUAGUUUAAUAAAUUUCUUAGGUUGUGCUGUUGCUAUUUGUAAUGUGUAUCUUCCAUUCAAUCUAGUCAUUGGGCACCAAAGCAAUAUAUCUUACGGUGUGCAUUUGGGGCUUUGUCCUCCCACAUAGUAUUGUUAUGUAUCUGUAAAAUCUUAGGAGUUAACUUUUUAACUCAUACAGUAUGUAUUGCUGUAUCAGAGAACAGGACUAAGCCCUAAUGUACUCCCACAGUUAAUUGCACUCUAACUACUACUUCUGCAUUCCCAUGGCUGUUUCAAAGGAUAAGUGCAGAAGGAAAGAUACGUAUACCUGGAAAAUAAGUGAAGCUGUAAAGAACUAUUUAAAAUGUUGUCUUACAUUUAAAAAGCAGGUAUCUAUGAUCUGGUUAUAAGGCUUCUUUCCUUAUACCGAUGUUUCAGCAAAGUUAUUGCUUUACAUUAGUGGGAAAAUGAUUGUGUUUUUCCUGUAAUAAGAAAUAAGCAUGAAAAGUAGCUUCAGGGUCUUAGAAUGGCAUUAUGAAUUGCUCAGUGACUUGUUAGACUACAGCUGCUGUAGUCAGUUUAUUAUUUGAUGCAGAUGGAAAUAAAAUUCUUUGUGAGAGACAAUUCAACAUAUCUGAGUUAGUCUGAUCCUCAGAGGAGAUGUUUGUAUUUAUUGUUAGUGUAAUUUUUUUUCAAGUAAGAGUUGAUCUUGGAGCUGCAGAAUCAUACAGUUAUGCACCAGUUACACCUGUUGGAUGAAUUUCUGCAGUGUCUGUUUUUGUAAAGUAAUGCACUUUAAAUAGUAUGCACCAAUUUAUUUUUCCAGUGAUGUGCAAUGUUGCUGUUUUGUCUCUUUAAUGUUUGAUUUCAAAUACUUUGUACAAUAGCCAUAGACCUUUAUAUUUUCAAGAGUUUAAAUGAAUGUACACUUGAAAUCUAGGCUCUUGAGUGGUUCAUGAGAAUAUUAAAACCAGGUUUGGAAUAGGGAAUGACGACCCAUAUUCUCUUCUUCCCCAUACUUUAUUUCAUGUCCUAUGCUUAAAAUAUUUUAUUAUCUGAUGGAAAGCUGAUUUUAUCCCCCCUUCCCCAACCCUCCUUCAAGUAGCCUUUAGGUAGCACCGGCAGUAGAGCAUGAAUAUUUAUUUUUUUAAUCAUUAAAAGUAAUACUGAAACUUUUAAAAUACGGCACCAAAAAUCAUCCCAGUUUCUGACCUUUUAAAGCUGUCUUUUCAUAAUGUACAGUUUUAAGUUUUGAUAUGAAUCCCUUAACAUCUUAAAUAUCCCAUUGAAAGCGUGUCUUUAAACGUCCUCCAAUUGGAUUUUGAAUAAUGAAAUUCAAGGCUGUAGUUCUGUGUGCUGUAGUUGUAGAAUUGCCACACUUUUGUUUUCUAAAGUUAAAUGGGUAUUCUUCAAGAAACUAUUCUUGCCCCUUCCCUACAAUCAUGGUAAAUUUUGUGAUUGGGUAGGUGUAGAGGCAUUUGGUCUUUAUAGCACAGUGUUUUGUGGCAUCAUAACCCGAAAGGAUGAAUGUUGGUAAGGAUUUAAUGCUUAGAUACCUCCAGGAAGAGUCCUAUGCUCUACCUUUUACACAGAUAGCAUGAAUUUCUAGGGAUGGAACAAUUCAGGGAAAAUGUACAUAUUUAAAUUUUUAUAUUAAAACGGUGGGAUUCAUAAUACAGCUUUUCAUAAAAGCAAGUGGUCAUGGUUCAACUAAAUGGCUGGUAAAUUGUACUGCAUCCUAUUAUAGCUCCAUUUCAAGCACAGAACAAAACCACCUUUCAGUCCUAACUGCCAGGAGGGGUAAGUGCAAAAGUUAAGCUAGCCAGGUUUAUUCAUAAAUUGGGCUCUGGCCCUCUAAGGGAGACUCCUGUUCUUAGAAACAUUUUUAAUGCACAUUUUUUUUCAUAAGCAAAUGUUAUGCAAAACAGGUACAGGUAUGAGUUGAUAAUAGAAAUGUAGGAGCAGUAUGGCCAGUAGAUGGAUUUCAUUAUCUUACACUAUACUUAAAUAUUGUUCUGUGGAUUUUUUUUGUCUUUAAUUGAGCAUUAGAGAUUAAACUCUUACAUCAAGAUGUGCUACUUUCUCUUGUUAAAAAGAACAAAAUCAUCAGCCUACUCAGCUUUUCAGCAUACAUAUCCUUCCAGUUAAGCUGUUUGUUGUUAGGUUUGAACUGGAGAGAGAUGACAAAAGGCAAGGAAUGUUUGCUUAUUUUAGGUCUGUGAAAUUAAGGUAUUGGAACUGAAAGUCUGUUUUUUAUUUUAAACAAACAAAUUGUCAGUCAUGAUUGUAGCUUUUGAGGAAAUGCUAAUGGGGUAAUACUGUGUUCGAUGCUGCUCCUCUGCUCAACAGCUUCCAGCAGCUUGGAGCCAAAGCCAUCUGUGUAAGACAGGCAUCUGCUAAAAGUUAGUGCUCUAAGUAUAGUUUGAGUCCUGCCAAGAGCCUCAACUUGCUAAAGGUAGGAGCAUUUUUUGUCUAGCUAGAUCCUUGCAACUUCUCUACUGCUCUUUGCAUCUGCUGAUGGUACUGAAUGGGUUUUUCCCCCCCUUGUAAACGUUAUUGCCUGUGUGGUUGAUAUGUAAUACCGUACAGAGGAUGUUUUUUGCUGUAAUUAUUCUGAAGACAUUGUUUCUCUGUAUUGAGGUCCAGUGUCCAAAUAUGUUUCUUGCACUCUAAAGUACAUUAACUUUUUCAUUCUAAUUUAAUAAAUGUAUCAUCUGAAUGAAACUGUAUUACGUCUCUGUUGGAGAGCACCACAAUGUAAGUUUGUCUAUAGACCAAUCUAAAAUUCAA